Rotaria sordida is the source of this 1563-nucleotide messenger RNA. NCBI's taxonomy places the organism in Eukaryota, Metazoa, Rotifera, Eurotatoria, Philodinida, Philodinidae. The record is from the annotation of a GenBank genome assembly.
AUGGGAACAGUAAAUAAUAAUGAUUCACAAUGGAUUCAAGAUGAAGCAGAAAAAAUUCGUUCAUCUCUUCUUAAUGAAUUACAUCGUAUUGAAAAUGAAGUUAAUGAACAAUUUUCAUCAUUUAAAAAUGAUUUUGAAUUACGACAUCCGAAAACAUCAGAACCAUUGAAAAUUAAACCAUCAUAUCGUCAAAUGGAUGAAACCCGUGUAUUUGUAGCUCGAAAUUCUAUACUAACGGAUCUAUUUGAAACAUCACAUAUUCGUAGUAUAAGAAAUGUUUUUGCUGCAAUGCUUCUUAUACUUGUUAUACAAGUUACAAUUAAUGAUAUAGUACAUAGUGGAAGAUUAAAAUUAAAUUUUGAAUUAAUAUUUUACUGUUUUCAAAAAUUACAUAUUGCUUUAUUUAUUUGGUUGAUUAUGCAAUUAUGCACAGCUGUGAUAGUUUUUAUGGGUUUUUAUUAUUGGACUAGUAAUCGAAUAUUCUAUUAUGACAAUAUUAAGAGAUUAAGAAUCUACGAUGUAACAUGGUUAAUUAUUUAUAUAACUUACAUAAUCUUAUUCUUGGUACUUCCAUGUCGUGAAAUUGUUAAUCAUCAAUUACCUGUUGCUUCAUCACUUAUUGUUUUAAUUGAACAGCUUCGACAAUUAAUGAAAACACAUUCAUUUAUACGUGAAAAUGUCGAAAAAGUUCAUUUACAAUGUCGUUUAAUAAGCGAACCCAAUACAAAUCAAAAUAAUGAAAUAAAACAAUUAUCGUGUCCUGAUUUUUCACAAUAUUUAUAUUUUUUAUUUGCUCCAACAUUAAUUUAUCGUGAUAAUUAUCCUCGUAAUAAAGUUAUACAUUGGGAUUAUGUUUUACAAAUGUUUGGACAAGUUAUUGCAGCUAUAUUUUAUGUUUAUUAUGUUGUUGUUCGUUUUUGUAUACCAACAUUUGCAAAUUUAAAUCAAAAUCAAAUAACAUUACCGAUAUUUAUAUCGGUUUUAUUUAAUUCAAUUAUGCCUGGAAGUCUUUUUCUAUUAUUAGGUUUUUAUGGAUUUUUACAUUGUUGGCUAAAUGCCUUUGCAGAAAUGCUUCGAUUUGCUGACAGAAUGUUUUAUAAAGAUUGGUGGAAUUCAACUUCAUUUGCAGCUUAUUAUCGAACAUGGAAUGUUGUAGUGCAUGAUUGGCUUUAUACAUAUGUGUAUAGAGAAGUUUUUCUUCUUACUGGAGGAAAAAAUCGUGUGAUUGCAGCUAUGUGUGUAGUAUUAUUAUCGGCAACUUUUCAUGAAUAUGUUAUGAUAUUUGCACUUGGAUUUUUUUAUCCAAUUAUGUUUGUAUUAUUUGCAGUCUUCGGGAUGGGCUUUUUCUUUCUUCUACCACGAAAUAAAGGUGUAGUAUUUAAUAUACUUGUUUGGACAUCUCUUUUGGUUGGUGUUGGUCUUCAAUCAUGUUUCUAUUUUAUGGAAGCUUAUGCAAGAAAAUCAUGUCCAGCAAAUGACACUUUUUGGGAUAAACUAGUCCCGAGAUCAAUUGUUUGUCGUAUGGCAUUACCAUCAGCUAAAAUUCUACAUAUUGAUUUGUAG